AUGUCAACAACUGACAAUUUACAUUCAUCUGACAUCUUAUGUAAUAAAUCGCAUAGUGAAGCAUCAUUACCAUUAACGACAAUUGUUUUAAUUCCUGAUUCAACACCACCAGUAUCAAAUAUUUCAUCAUUCGAAACGACUGAUGAAAUAAAUAAUGAAGGUGAACUUAAUCCGCUAUUGAAUAAAAGACGAAGAUCUACAAGAACUAGUUUAAUGGCUGAUGUAAGCCGUCGAUUAUACAAACGAAAAGUAUUAUAUAAUCGACUUAGAGAAAUAAGUAAUAUUAUGUGUGUUCUUGGUAUAUCCGGUGUUAUUCUCAUGAUUAUUGAAAAUGAAAUUACUUUUAUGAAUAUAAAAAACAAUGAUGCAUAUACAUGUAUUAGUGAACGUAUUAAAUUAAUAAUAAGCAUAACAACUAUGAUACUUGUUAAUCUUGUUUUUUAUUAUCAUCGUAUAGAUUUAGAUUUCUAUGCUGUUAAUAAUUCACUCGAUCAUUGGCGUAUUGGUUUAACAGGUACCAAAAUAUUUUUAAUAUUAUUCGAAGUAUUCAUAUGUAUGAUACAUCCUUUUCCUCGAUGUUUUCGAUUAACUCGUCAUGUUAAACAUUUUCAUCCAACGGAAAAAGAUCUUCUAGAAAAAUCUUAUAUAGCUUUUGAUGUUGCACUUGGUUUACCAAUGUUUGCACGUGUUUAUUUAAUAUGUCGUCUUGUUACAUUUCAUUCUCAUUUGGUUGCUGAUGUAUCAUUACAAGCAUUAGGUUAUUUUAAUCAAGUAUCAUUUGAUUUUCUCUUUCUUACUAAAACAUAUCUUACACGAUGGCCAACACGUAGUUUAUUAGUAUUCUGUACAUUUAUCUUUUUUAUGGGUAGUUGGUCAUUACGAGCAUGUGAUUAUAGAUUUGGAUAUGAACAUGUAUCCAUGCUAGAUUCAAUGUGGUUAUUUAUUAUGACAUUUACUACUGUUGGCUAUGGAGAUUUAAAACCAUCGCGUUAUUGUGGACGAGCUGUUGCUGCAAUCACAGCAUUAAUUGGUGUUUUAUCGACGGCUUUAUUAAUUUCAAUUCUCGCACAAAAACUUGAAUUAACUCGAUCGGAAAAAUAUGUACAUAAUUUCGUGGUAAAUAUUGGAUUAGGUAAAGAACGUCGAAUUCAAGCUGCUAAUAUUAUUAAAUAUGCCAUAAAACGUUGGUAUUUAAAUCGAAAACAUCAAUCGCCAACAUCAGAAUAUAUUAAAAUACAACGAAGAUUAUAUCGAUCGAUACAUUUUAAUCAACGAUUGAAACGAGAACAAAAAAAAGUUAUUGAUAGUUGUAUUGGUUUACCAGAAUUAAUUACAGCACAACAAGAAUCAAAUGAUAAAAUAAAGAAAUUAAUGUCAAUGGAAGUAAAAGUCGAUAGGAUUGAAAAGAAUGUUGCUGAUAUGAAUAAAACUAUGAAUAACAUACGGAAUACACUUGAUCUAUUACUAAACAAAAUCUCAUAA
Molecule: messenger RNA, 1482 nt
Organism: Adineta steineri
Lineage: Eukaryota; Metazoa; Rotifera; Eurotatoria; Adinetida; Adinetidae
Source: the annotation of a GenBank genome assembly